AUGGAAGGGUUAAAGACCAACAGCUGGGCCCUGCAAUCUCCCUUCAGCAUCACAAACCUCCUUCAAGACGGGGCGUCAAACAAAGCUCCCCGGGGCUCUCUGUCAUCGCCACUUAGGGAAGACGAGACCCUCUCAGUGGCCGCCAGCGAUGAAGAAGAACGCCAGAAGUUGAGGAAAGAGGAGCUUACGGGGGAAAGGAGAGGGAAACUCGAGAAGCCCCCCUUCAGCUACAACGCCUUGAUCAUGAUGGCCAUCCGCCAGAGUCCCGAGAGGCGCCUCACGCUCAACGGGAUCUACGAAUUCAUCAUGGGGAACUUUCCUUACUACAAGGAAAACAAGCAAGGCUGGCAGAAUUCCAUCCGCCAUAACCUCAGCCUGAACAAAUGCUUCGUGAAGGUGCCCCGGCACUACGACGACCCCGGGAAGGGCAACUUCUGGAUGUUGGGUCCUUCCAGCGAGGACGUCUUCAUCGUAGGGGUCACCGGCAAACUUAGGAGGAGGUCCCCCGGAUCCCGGGCCAAGUUGGCUUUCAGAAGAGGAGGUGGGCUGGCUUCUGCUGAGGUGACGUUUUCCGGGUCGCUUUGCUGGCCGUUGCCGCCUCUCUGUGGGUCCUCCUCAGCUUUCUUGGGCCAUCAUCACCCCGGUGCCUUCUCUUGGUUCUCCUCCCAUCAGGCUAUGAUGUCUCCAGAGAUCCACAGACAGUCAGAAGAAGACGCUCCGUGCAGCCGCCACCAACACAUCACGACCACGAUGUUGGCUUCAGCCGUGCCUUGCGGCCUCUCCGCCCUUGACCGCUUAGACUCCUGUUCUGUCAACUUAAUGGCAAGCCGAGCAAACUACAUCUUGUCUCAGAGACAUCACCACGCUUCGCCCUUUCAGCCUCAACCCGGCCUCCUGUCCAAAUGCGCUGGAAAUCUCCUCGGCGGAGUACCUCUGGUUUUCCCUGGACAACUUUCUCCGGAGUUCUCAAGCUAUUUUGCUUUUCCGAACCAGGGAUCUCCAUUUAAUCCCAGCCAGCCUUAA
This is a messenger RNA of Pogona vitticeps (central bearded dragon), 1023 nucleotides long. The record is from RefSeq and is a predicted model, not a curated record. Lineage: Eukaryota; Metazoa; Chordata; Lepidosauria; Squamata; Agamidae.